Molecule: messenger RNA, 1287 nt
Organism: Eubalaena glacialis (North Atlantic right whale)
Lineage: Eukaryota; Metazoa; Chordata; Mammalia; Artiodactyla; Balaenidae
Product: forkhead box protein K2-like
Biological process (GO): regulation of transcription by RNA polymerase II
Molecular function (GO): DNA-binding transcription factor activity, RNA polymerase II-specific; RNA polymerase II cis-regulatory region sequence-specific DNA binding
Source: RefSeq, a predicted model, not a curated record
AUGGAUUCAGAGUGUGAUAAUAUUAUGCCCCAUGUGCACGUUCACCAAAAGCCUCCCAGUGCAGUGGGGACUCUCAAUACACCGGUGGUUUUCAGUCACCUCUUGCCCAAGCCUUCUUACUGCUUGGCCAAAGGAUGCCAUGACCUUGAGGGCAAGGAUUUAGAGGACUGUUCAACCUCUGCUGACCCUGAUCAGAAGCACUCUUUUCCUGUUCAGUCUAGAGAAUUGACUGGAUGGCCAACACAACCUCAGGAAGGUCAGAAAAACAGCUGGAGGGCACCAAGAACUGGAACCAGGACUGAUGGAAAGAUAUACAUGGUUUACAGCAGUAGUUCUCAACUGGAGGUGCCACCAUUCCCAGAGGGUUUCCGUAAACACGUGGAGCUCCGUGGCGGCGGCGGAAGGCGGCCCGGGCACGGACGGGCCCCCCGCGGGCGGCGGCGCCGGGUCCCCGCCGGGCGGCUGGGCCAUGGCGCGCCUCGAGGGCCGCGAGUUCGAGUACCUGAUGAAGAAGCGCUCGGUGACCAUCGGGCGCAGCUCGUCGCAGGGCUCCGUGGACGUGAGCAUGGGCCACUCGAGCUUCAUCUCGCGGCGCCACCUCGAGAUCUUCACGCCCCCGGGCGGCGGGGCGGCGGCCAUGGCGGGGCGGCCCCGGAGCCGUCGGCGCAGCCCGGGCCCGACGCGGGCGGCGACUUCUACCUGCGCUGCCUCGGCAAGAAUGGCGUGUGCGUGGACGGCGUGUUCCAAAGGCGCGGGGCGCCGCCACUGCAGCUGCCGCGCGUGUGCACGUUCAGGCUCCCGAGCACAAACAUCAAGACCACGUUCACUGCCCUGUCCAGCGAGGGGAGGGAGAAACAGGAAGCGCCCGAAUCCCCCGUGAAGCCCGUGCAGGCUCACAUCUCGCCGCUGACCAUCAGCAUUCCAGACGCCAUGGCCCACCUCACCAGCCCCCUCCCCUCCCCCACAGGAACCAUCAGGGCUGCGAACUCCGGUCCAUCCAGCCCCCGGGGGGCAGGGUCUUCAGGGUACAAAACGGGCCGUGUGAUACCAUCUGACCUCAAUUUAAUGGCCGACAACUCACAGCCAGAAAGUGAGAAGGGAGCUUCAGGUGGAGACGGCCCAAAGGAUGAUUCAAAGCCACCUUAUUCCUAUGCACAAUUAAUCGUACAAGCAACUACGAUGGCUCCUGAUAAACAACUCACCCUAAAUGGAAUUUAUACGCACAUCACGAAAAACUAUCCCUACUACAGGACUGCGGAUAAGGGCUGGCAGCUAUACGUCUGCUGA